Molecule: messenger RNA, 440 nt
Organism: Spodoptera frugiperda (fall armyworm)
Lineage: Eukaryota; Metazoa; Arthropoda; Insecta; Lepidoptera; Noctuidae
Exons: 3
Coding region: 1-360 (119 amino acids)
Source: RefSeq, a predicted model, not a curated record
AUGACUGAUGAAUUGAGAGAAUGCUUUGAAGAAUCUAAAGAUCCAGUGACGUGUGAACGAGAAAUAUGUAUAGCAAAGAAGAAAGGAUUUGCCACAAAACACAAUGACAUUGACAUGAAGAAAUUAGAGGAACUCAUAGAUGAUGAAUUCUGUGAAGAUACUAAACUCUUAGAAGAUGUAAAGACGAACUGUCUUAAUGAAAAUUUCGAGAAGUACGCCCCAUCAGAGUAUUGUAACUUUACUAAAAUGAGACAUUGUGUUGCUGUGUGGAUGUUGAGUCAUUGCCUUGAAUGGCAUGACAACGCGGAUUGCAAAGAAAUGAAGGGAUUUGUGGAAAAAUGUGUGAAAAUGAGCCAAUGAAAAUUCUUUACUGCCUGAAAAGAGGCCGUGGAGACCCGAGCAAUGGAAAUUUCUAAUUAAAUUAAACUGGAGCACUUAAA